This is a messenger RNA of Geosmithia morbida, 744 nucleotides long. Its product is annotated as sentrin-specific protease 8. NCBI's taxonomy places the organism in Eukaryota, Fungi, Ascomycota, Sordariomycetes, Hypocreales, Bionectriaceae. The transcript is spliced from 3 exons. The record is from RefSeq and is a predicted model, not a curated record. The coding region runs from base 1 to 744 and encodes 247 amino acids. Gene Ontology annotation, molecular function: cysteine-type peptidase activity; deNEDDylase activity. Gene Ontology annotation, biological process: proteolysis.
AUGACGUUGGGACGAAGGAUUGCUCGGCGAUUUGGCCAUUCGCUCUCCCCCGAGAAGCCCUACCUGAGCUACUACGACGUUCUCCUGACGCUCGAAGACGUCAAGUCGCUCAAGAACGACUGGCUGACGGACAACAACAUCGCCUUCUGGGAGGAGUACCUGGAGCACGAGACGCUGCCGCGUUUCCCGCAGGCGCGCAUCGUCCUGCUCCGGCCAAGCAUGACGUUCCUCCUGAUGCGCGAGUCGGACCAGCGGCUGAUCCGGUCCGCCCUGCCCGACUUCUCCAAGACGACGCACAUCUUCCUGCCCAUCAACGACAACCGCAACGUCAGCAUGGCCGAGGGCGGCAGCCACUGGUCCCUGCUGGUCGUCUCCGCCCUCGACGGCCGCGCCUUCCACUACGACUCGAUGGGCGGCGCCAACACGAGCGAGGCCAAGCUGGCCACGGCCCGCAUGCAGAACGUCCUCAGGCGCAGGCUCGAGUUCGAGAACCUCCGCGACACGCCCCAGCAGGAGAACGGGAGCGACUGCGGCGUCUUCGUCUGCAUCAUCAUGCGACACCUGCUCGUCAAGAGGCUGCUGAGCGCGAACGCGAGGGAGAAGGUGUCGAUGAGCAUGGGGGGGAAGAUGGUCGAUAGUAGAGGCGGUCGUAAGGAGAUGCUCUCCAUCAUCGAAAAUCUGCGUGUCGAGGGUGAACGUCGUCGGUCCCCAUACUCGUCCAAGACGCCGCCGCGGAUCGAGUAG